AUGUUGUUUUCUUCAAAAAAUAAAAUAUAUUCAAUUAAUUCCUCAAACCAUCAUUUGCCUCAGUCAUCUUUAUUAUUAAUUCAUGAUGCUAAAAUUAAAAGGAUUAGUUUAAGUUUUUGGGAAGCAACAUUUGCCUGUUUAAAUAUAAUAAUGUCAUUGCCCUACUCCAUCAUUUCUUUAUUUAAAUUUAACAAUCUAUUCACAACAAAAUAUAAUGGAAGAUUUGCAUUUCUCGAUAUUUUUCGUUUUAUUGCUUUAUGUUGGGUAGUUAUUAACCAUUUAGGAAGUGAAGGACGUCUUGAUAUUUUGAGAAGAGAGAAAACUGGAGAUUUAUUUAAACAAAAUAUACAUGAACAUCCAAUAUUUGGUCCAUUACUUGGUAAUUCAGCUCUUGGUGUUGAGAUUUUUUUGUUCCUUUCUGGAUUUCUCGCAGCCCGAUCCUGGCAAAGACACAGAAGUGUUGACCGUCCAUUUUGGUUAAAUGCCUCUGGUUUUUUGUUUCGACGUUGGUUGAGAUUGGCCCCACCAACUUUAGCUUUUAUAUACAUUGCAGCAGGCCCUCUGGGUAAAUGGGCAUUGCCACAAUUUUAUCAUUCAAUGGUCUCAAACUGCUCAUCUAAACAAUUAUUUUCACAUGUUCUUUUUAUAAAUAAUUUUUCGAAAAUACCAACUUGUAUGGGGUGGCUUUGGUAUUUAGGCCUAGAUUGGCAAUGUUACUUAUUAACUCCGUUUUUGUUAUAUUUACUUGAGAAAAGGCCUCGAUUUGGAAUUUCUUUAUUGAUAAUAAUGAUUGGAGGUUCUAUUUUUAUUCGUGGAUGGCAUUGCCAAAUAAAUGGAAUUUGUAAUAAUAGCGAUGUUGAUAUUCCGUUUGUUUAUUUUCCCAACCUUUCCAAUGAUAUUCUUCAAACUUAUUCUUCGCUUUUUUCACUUUAUGCUCGUCCAACAACAAAAAUCGGUCCUUUCCUUAUAGGACUAAUUAUGGGCUAUUUUACAACAUUAAAAGAAACUUUUCUAUUAAAACCAAAAACUUCAAAAUUCCUUUUCUUUGGAGGAUUUUUAUUAUUAUUUUUGACAAUUUAUGGAAUUUUGCCCGAAUAUUGGUAUCCGAACCAAGGGAAUACUUUAUACAAUAUCUUAUAUACUGCGACGUUUCGAACGAUUUUUACUCUUGGGAUUGCUUUUAUUGUUAUUUCUGUUCUUUAUGGAGAAAGAUCGAGCCGCCCAAUUUCACGUAUUUGGUCUAUAUUUGCUCAAUUAACAUUUUCUGCAUUUCUUGUACACAUGCCUGUGGUAUUUAUUUUCAACUACAUUUCAGCCUUCCAAAGAAUUGAAUCUGUUUAUGGCCUUCUUUUAGCUUUUCCUUUUGCUUUGAUUUUAACAUUUUUUGUGGCUUUAAUCUUCCAUUGUUUUAUUGAAAAACCUUUAGCAAAAUUAUUUUUAAUUUAA
This is a messenger RNA of Meloidogyne enterolobii, 1446 nucleotides long. NCBI's taxonomy places the organism in Eukaryota, Metazoa, Nematoda, Chromadorea, Rhabditida, Meloidogynidae. The record is from the annotation of a GenBank genome assembly.